Messenger RNA from Bombyx mori (domestic silkworm), 10543 nucleotides. It is a transcript of the gene Calx, whose product is annotated as sodium/calcium exchanger 2. Gene Ontology annotation, biological process: sodium ion transmembrane transport; calcium ion import across plasma membrane; cell communication. The coding region runs from base 67 to 2700 and encodes 877 amino acids. The transcript has 8 exons. NCBI's taxonomy places the organism in Eukaryota, Metazoa, Arthropoda, Insecta, Lepidoptera, Bombycidae. Gene Ontology annotation, molecular function: calcium:sodium antiporter activity. The record is from RefSeq and is a predicted model, not a curated record. Gene Ontology annotation, cellular component: axon; sarcolemma; postsynapse.
GCUCAGUCGGGCGCCGGCCUCGUGCAGCGCCGGUCGCCACGGAUGGCUCGCGACAGGUAACGCGGCAUGCGGCCCGCGCUCGCCGCGAUCGCGGCCUGCUGCGUGGCGGCACGCGCCGAGCCCCCCUCGCGCCUCGCACCCCUCAACACCACCCCCCAGCACGUUCUCCAGUGCUCCGAUGGCCUCGUGCUGCCCGCCUGGAGGCCUCUCGAAGAUGUCCCCACUUACCAAAUCGCGAUACGCGGCUUCGUCUACUUUCUUGCGCUCAUGUACCUCUUCAUUGGGGUGUCUAUUGUCUCUGAUCGGUUUAUGGCCGCCAUAGAAGUUAUCACGUCCAGAGAAAAAGAGGUGCGCGUGCGGCGCAACGGCAGUGAACAGAUCAUAGUUGUUCGAGUCUGGAAUGAGACCGUUGCCAAUUUGACGUUGAUGGCUCUCGGAUCGAGUGCACCUGAGAUACUCUUAUCAGUAAUCGAGAUAGCCGGAAAGAAUUUCGAAGCCGGAGAUUUGGGCCCCGGCACCAUCGUGGGUUCUGCUGCCUAUAAUCUUUUUGUCAUAAUCGCCAUCUGCGUUGUGGUGAUCCCGGAUGGAGAAGUGCGCAAGAUAAAACAUCUUCGAGUAUUCUUAGUGACCGCGACUUGGUCGAUAUUCGCCUAUGUAUGGCUAUAUAUGAUUUUGGCGGUUAUAUCACCAAGUGAAGUCGAAGUAUGGGAGGGUGCGGUCACUUUCUUGUUCUUCCCGGCGACUGUCAUGACAGCUUAUAUUGCUGAUCGUCGCCUGCUCGUCUAUAAAUAUCUCAAGAAAGGCUACAGAGUGAACGAGAGAGGCGUCAUAGUUGAAGCCGAGGGUGACGGUUCUCUAGAGAUGGCGCUGAAGCCUGGCGGAGACGAUUUUAUGUCUGAUGACGACGAAGGCCGAGAACUAGAGAAGUCACGGAAAGAAUACGUAUCAGUUCUCCGCGAACUGAGAAGACAGCAUCCAGACGAAGAUUUAGAAACCGUUGAGAGAAUGGCUUUGGAAACGUUAAUGGCAAGUGGUCCUAAAUCACGAGCGUUCUACAGAGUUGCGGCGACUCGUAAAAUGACCGGUGGCGGUGAUUUUUCGCGGAAAAUCUCCGAGAGGGCCCAGAGCGAUUUGAGCGAGGUAAAAGCGGAGUUACAGAGACGAGAUUCUGGUUCGGCGUCAAUUGAGCCGCGCGGUCCAAACGUUCGUUUCGAUCCUGACCACUACACCGUCAUGGAGAACUGCGGCUCGUUCGAAGUUCGAGUUGUAAGGGCUGGAGAUCUUAACGGUGACGUCACUGUUCAGUACACCACCGAAGAUGGGACCGCUGAAGCUGGCUCAGAUUAUGUGACCGCUCAAGGAUUAUUGCAUUUCAAACACGGAGAAACGGAGAAGACGUUUAGAGUUCAAGUCAUUGAUGAUGAUGUUUUUGAGGAAGAUGAGCAUUUUUACGUUCGUCUGUCAUCGCCAAAGGGCGCUUCCUUGGCUUCUCCGUCUACCGCUACUGUAGUGAUACUCGACGAUGACCACUCCGGCGUAUUUUCGUUCCCUCAACGCGAUUUCGAGCUGACAGAGUCCGUUGGGACAUAUGAUCUGAAGGUGGUGAGGACAGCUGGCGCCCGCGGGAAGGUCAGGAUUCCUUACUGGACCGAGGACGGCACAGCUAAGGGAGGCGCUCAGUACGAGAUUGCACAAGGCCACAUCUUCUUCGAAAACAACGAGACCGAAAAAUACAUUCCGCUGCAUAUAAUAGAAGAGGACAGCUACGAGAAAGAUGUUCUAUUUUACGUGAACCUCGGAAACCCUGAGUUACUUGGAGAUAACGAUGAUUCGAAUACUGGUACCGAAGCCAACCAUCUCGCAACGCUGCCGGAAGAGGAAGCAGUAGUCGCCAUGAUGGGACUCCCUAAAGCCGGGGAAAUCACACGAGCGCAGCUUAGGAUCAAGGAGAGCAAAGAGUUUAAGAACACAGUAGACAAAUUGGUGCAAAGAGCGAACGCGUCUAUAAUCAUAGGAACGUCUUCAUGGAAGGAGCAAUUCGCGGAAGCCUUAACCGCCAAUUCAGGUUCAGACGACCCAGACGAGCCUCCUUCGUGCUUUGACUACGUUCUCCACGUGGUCACUUUGUUCUGGAAAAUCAUAUUCGCUUUGAUACCACCGACAGACAUCGGCGGUGGCUACGUCUGCUUUGUGGUUUCGAUAAUUUGCAUCGGCCUGGUGACGGCUGUGAUUGGAGAUGUCGCGUCACACUUCGGCUGUACUCUUGGCAUCAAGGAUUCUGUCACAGCCAUCGUAUUUGUGGCUUUGGGCACGAGUAUUCCUGACACGUUUGCGAGUAAAGUGGCCGCUAUCCAAGAUAAGCACGCGGAUGCUUCUGUUGGCAACGUGACCGGCUCUAAUGCUGUGAACGUAUUCCUUGGUAUCGGCGUCGCGUGGACGGUGGCCGCCAUCUUCCACUGGAGUAAGAACGAGAAGUUCCACGUGGACCCUGGGAACCUAGCCUUCAGCGUCACGAUGUUCUGCUCGGAAGCCGCUCUAGCUGUCCUUGUCCUGGUGCUGAGAAGACGUCGAAGUAUUGGCGGGGAGCUCGGCGGACCACGCGGCAUCAAGAUCGUAACUUCCAUGUUCUUCUUUUCCCUGUGGCUAAUCUAUCUAAUCAUGUCUGGCUUGGAAGCCUAUGACGUCAUAGAAGGUUUUUGAAAAUUUGGCUCCGACUAAAUCGAUAUGUUUGGAUUGUCGCGAAGACACGUUGCUUGGGGGAUAUGAACUGGUCUCCCAAAAUGUUCUAGCGUCGUAUGAGCCAAGUAUCGAAAUGUUUAAAAAAAUAUAUUCCUACUAAAAAUAUCCUUCUAAACUAUUUAUUCCUAUAGCAUGCUGUUUCGAAAUUUCUUUAGUAAUAUUAAGAAUGUGCUUGCAUAUCCGAUUUUUAUUUUGCGGCUGUUGAUUCAUAAUUAACUAAAUUAUUUGUCUCUCGUGAAUUCUGCCAGCCCUAUGUUCAGCAGUACACAACAUAGGGUUGACACGUCGUCGAUAAUAACUAAGUAAAAAUCAGCUUUACGCAGUCGCAAUUUAUAAAUCGCAAAUGCGAACACCCUAUUAAUAUUGGUAGCCUUCAAGGCUGUGGUAUUUUAGGCGUAUAUGUAGAUUUAAAUGUGUUAGUAUUUGUAAAUGAAUAUUAAAUAUAUUUGUGAUGACGUAAAUGCUAUUUGUAAGCGACAGCUACACUUGUUUUGAAUCGAAAAUAAACAACGUCCUUAUUCGUGUGGUCAAUUAAAGAAGCAUUCUUCAUUAAUACUAAUUUGAUUUAAUAUUCAAUUUGAAUGCGUACAAAACGAUGAUUAUUUUACUUGUGGUAGGGGGUGUAUUAUGAAUCCUCGAUAUUUCAGCCGCGAAGUCGGUCCGACUUGAAGAGUGGGAGGUCCGUUGUACUACUAUUUAUUAUACAUAACAAAAUCUUCAACCUCACGUCUUAAGUAAAAGUGGGUUGAUAUCGUGCGGAGUUUAUUCACAUCACAUAAUAUACCUAGUAUUGGAACAUCACAAUUCAUUCAAUGAAUAAAAUGGUUUCAGAUUUGAAGCGAAUAAUAUUUUUUGUAUUAAUUAAUUGCAACUAAACUGAAUUAUUUUGAAAGUUACGACGAGCUCACGGUAAGUUUGGUUAUAAGCGAACCAGAAUCCAUCUUAUGGGGUUUGAGACACGCGUUGCGACACCAAUUUGAAGUUUCCUUGCAUAAAUAGCUAUCGUACUCUUCAAAAUGUAACGUGACAUUUCUUGGCAGAAAUUUACAGAACAAUACUUACUUUACCAUCAAUUCAAACUCAAAUACAAUAGUGGUACUUAUUAAAUAAAUCCGGUGUACAGAGUGUAGCCGUGACGCGAAACUAUCUCACGAAUGUUCUAAUUUUUACUGGUGGUAGGACCUCUUGUGAGUCCGCGCGGAUAGGUACCAUCACCCUGGCUGUUUCUGCCGUGUAGCAGUAAUGCGUUUCGGUUUGAAGAGUGGGGCAGCCGUUGUAACUAUACUGAGAUCUUAGAACUUAUAUCUCAAGGUGGGUGGCGCAUUUGCGUUGUAGAUGUCUAUGGGCUCCAGUAACCACUUAACACUAGGUGAGCUGUGAGCUCGCCCACCCAUCUAAGCAAUAAACAAAAAAUAUUACCCACGAACCUGAGGAUAAUUUUAGUUUAAAAAGUUUUCGCACGACCGUUUCUCGACUGGAAAAACAGUCAUUGGCUUUAUCAAUCUCAUCAUCAGAGCCGAAUAUCUACUUUGCUUUACAUUAAUUAUUUACGUUACAUUACUUGUUAUUUGAACAAUGUAUUUAAGUGCGGUAAAAAAAAGACAGUCUACAGAUGAAGAAUCAGAAACAGUCGGACUACACUAGAAUUUAUCUGAAGCACUUUUAACAUUUGAUGAAGCACUUUUAACCGUAUGUUCCGUGGGGAGUGCUCUGAGGAAUUGUUUGAGAUGAUCCCCUCAUCUCCUUUUUAUCAUCGCACCUCCCGCCGUCGGAGCAGAGUUCAUCCAUAUUAUCCGGAACCGCUGCGUUCAUCGUCAGUGCGUUUCCAGAGGUCUUUUUUGCCACGUACCAUUCGGCCACGGAAUAAGCUCCCCUCCACGGUGUUUCCCGAGCGCUAUGACAUGUCCUUCUUCAAACGAGGCUUGUGGAGAGUAUUAAGCGGUAGGUAGCGGCUUAGCUCAGCCCCUGGCAUUGCUGAAGUGCGACGGUAACCACUCACCAUCAGGUAGCCUUAUGAUCGUCUGCCAACAAGGGCAAUAAAAAAAAGUUGUGUAUCGGUAUAGAAGGUUGCCCAUGCGAUGGACCCACCAAGUCAAGUCGGCAGUUAGCGGCUGUUUGCAUGAGUGUACCGGCUUAUCACAAACCAGAAGAAGUGGAGAUGGUUCGUGAGGCGCAUAACAUCUGCCCACAGCAAUGAUACUCUAUGACGAGCGCGACCGCUCUGACAAGAGUGAUACGACAAUGAGAGUGUAUCCGUCGCGCGAAAUUAUCUCAUGAAUGUUCUAAUUACGUAAGAACCUGGGUAUAAUUUUAGUUUAAAUAGUCUUUGCACGUUUUAUCAAUUUCAUCUUCAGAGCCGAAUGAAUACGUUACAUUAUUCUGUACUGUACAUUACUUCUUCACUGUACAUUACUUCUUUACUUUACAUUACUAUUUUAAUUUACAUUACAUACUUUAACAAUACGUUUAAGUACAGUCAAAAACAACAUUGUCUAGAGAUGAUGAAUCAGAAACAGUCGAUUUGCCUGAAGCGUAAUAAAAUAAAUCGACUCGUGUAAUAAAAAUGAAACCUGCAUAAUUAUAAUUUGCGUAAUUACUGGUGGUAGGACCUCUUGUGAGUCCGCGCGGAUAGGUACCACCACUCUGCCUAUUUCUGCCGUGAAGCAGUAAUGCGUUUCGGUUUGAAGGACGGGGCAGUCGUUGCAACUAUAUUCGAGACCUUGGAACUUGUAUCUCAGGGUGGGUGGCGCAUUUACGUUGUGGAUGUCUAUGGGCUCCAGUAACAACUUAGCACCAGGUGGACUGUGAGCUCGUCCACCCAUCUAAGCAAUAGAAAAAAAAAGAACUUUUAACAUUUGAAACAAGAAAGUGUGUAUCGUGUAGUCGGUGUUAAUUAAUCAUUUUUUUCUUCUCGACCCGUUCUUCGUUCGCUCCAUUACCGGAAGCCGUUGAGAAAGAUCCGUUCGUAGUAUUAUAAUUAAGUCGCGUCGCUUCGUUUGUUUUAAUUAAGACCUUCAGUUCAUUAGAGGCGACGAAAUGCGUUUGUGGCGAAAGGAUUUUUUUGUCAUGUCACGUUCGAAAUUAGCCAGAUAUAUGCCUGACCACGUGUCGCUAGUUGGGCGAUGAUAUUCAUUUGAAAACACUGUUAUUUGAUGGGUUUUUACCACAUUUAAUGUAUUGCAAGCGCCAUCAUCAAUAGAUAAACUUAUUUACUUUCUUAUUGGUCCGUCUUUGAGUGUUACUAAAUUCAAUGAUUCGCCUUGAAAAUAUACAGUUAGGGUAUGACAACCCGUUAAGUUUAACAAUGUGUAUAAUUGAAAUAUAAGCGAAAGCUUAAAAUAGUUCGAUGAUGUUUGUGUUGAAGUCUAUGGGCCCUAUGAACUCGUCUAGGUCAUAUCACACAGUAAGGAUGUCGGUUACAUCAUAUUCGGUGAGUAGGUCCGGAUUUUGGGAUAGUCAUGAAAACCUUUUUUUUUAUUGCCCUUGUAGGCAGACGAGCAUACGGACCACAAAAUGGUAAGUGGUUACCAUCGCUCAUGGACGUCAGCAAUGCCAGGGGCAGAGCCAAGCCGCUGCUCCGCUUAAUACACUCCACAAGCUUCGUCUGAAGAAGGACAUGUCAUAGCGCUCGGAAAACACGUGGAGGGGAGCUCAUUCACGGAUGGUAUAAUUAUAAAGCUAAGUAUAGACUUACCGGAUUAGAAUAAUAGGGGUACGCAGUUUUCAUGAGUAUUCGUUGAAAUUCUUUGGCUUUGGUAUCGGCAUGGCUUACACAAUCAAAUAUGCUACAGGAAAUAGAGUAGGAUUCAAUAUAUAAAAUACAUAAAAGUAUUUUUAAAUUCUAAUGUCUUGUCUAUAAUUUUAUUAUUCUGUAAUCAUAUUCUGUAUUUUGAAGAUUCAGCCAAAAAAGAUACCUAUUUAGUCUUAGUUUGUUUGAACAUACUGGACUGAUUCCGUUGAUACUGUAUAUUUUCGAUUACAUAUUAUGUUGUUUGAGAAAUUGUGUCCAUUAGUAAUAAAAUCAAAUUUAUAUCAACAAGAAUGAUUCUAAGAAUAAAAAGUGUACUCCCAUUUCAAGUCAAAACACUCUUGUUAUUUAUUUUAAAUUAUAUGCAGGUGGAAUCAUGUCUAUAAAUUUAGAUUGUUUAUAUUAGAUUGUCAAUGAACUUGCCGAGUUCAGAAGUAGUUCAAUUUACGAAAUAGAGGUGGCAAUUUUGUUUUAAAAAAAUGUACAACGAAAUAUUUUGUUAUUAUUCUAUAUUUAAACAAAUUCUUUUCUAAAUUUUAUAUGUUAAAAUAUAGCUUUUUGUUGUCUACGAAAGCGAUCGUGGCACUGUUCAGAAUGGCGCCUUUAAAAUUAAUAAAAACAUAGAAAUCAACAUCAUAUUAACAGGGGUAUAAAUGCAACGAAUGUAACAUUCAAUAAAACACCAAAAUGUUUUUUAUUAUUAUUAAAUAUACUAUAUUCAUUAAAAUAGAGAUGCAAUUAUGUUAAAUUCAUAAACAAUAAAUAAAAUAGUUAUUUUAUGUUGAUAGUUAGUUACAUAUAAUUUGUAAAUAAAUUCUAAUUCUGAAAAAGGGCUAUAAUACUCUACACUCUCAUUCUAAUGCAAUUCGCUAAGCUGCUUUUAGACCAAUAAAAAAUGACCCAUAUUUGGUUUAACUAUUUUAAUUUAAAAAAAAGAUAACAUAUUUCAUUCCAUUGCUGGUUCGUGGUCACAUAACUAUUGUGGUGAAACGAAAUAUUCACGAGACUUUCCCUACAGCACGUCAGUAUUGUCUGUAUUAUUGUAAUAAUAGGACGUGUCCACAGAACACUAUUACCUGUUUAAUUAACAAUAUUCGUUUACCAUAUUUGGACGGCUACACAAACAUAUACCAUAUACAGCACUGUUUUUUUCUUUCUUUUUCUUUCUGUGGACACGUCCUUUUAUUAGAAUAAUACAGACAAUACUGACGUUCUGUAGGCACAAGACUCUUAAUAACUUUAUGGGAGUCAGUAUCACGGUUAUAAAUUUUAUAACAAUUUAACUGGUCUUAACUAGGAAUUACCUUUAUUCCCUGCCUAUUCGCUGGUAGCCUAAGAGGCUAUUCUGGGUUCUCGCGGAUGGGUACGUGAGCUCACGAGCUCAACCUUCGAGGUUUUGCUAACACUAACCCUAGCAAGAGUAAUGCUUCGCAGAAUCUACCACCGGGCCACAGUUGCGACCCACUGAGAAGUUCCGGCGAGAGUCUCAAUGGGGAGGAACUACAGUUCUAUCUAUAUCUAACACAAUGCAGUCAUGCAUUAUAGAAUACAUUUCAGACUCCGGCCUCAUGUUGAGACAUGUGGCUAGAUCCAGCUUUGACUACUCUACACCCGGGUGGGGGAUGCCUUCGUUGAUCCAUCUAAUCAGUAACAAAAAAGUGUCUGUUCAGAAUAUCAAUUCCUUCCCUAAGCAUAAUUUACAAGAAGAGCUAAACACUUCACGUACCGUAUAAGAAAUGGUAUAAAUAUUUGCCUUCACAAGAAAACGAUACCGUUUCUUCUUUUUCUUAUCAGCCCACAGACGUCCACUGCUGGACAUGGGCCUCACCCAAGCCUCGCCACAAAGACCGGUCCCGCGCUGCCCGCAUCGAUAAUAAUUAUAAUAAUAAUACAACAAUACCAUUUAUAAUCACACAAUAUUUUUUUCACGAUUUCAAAAUGAACGUGUCGAAUAAAACAAAAGGGGAGAAUGAAAUUUGAACGUGUAUUAUUACGUCUUAAUAUGUGAGCGUUUUAGUGAAUACUAGUGCUUAAUUUUUAUGUUGUUAUAAAGAACGAUAAUUGUUCAUUCCUAGAUCCCUACGUAUCUUUAUCUAGAAUGUUUGCAUAUAUGAUAAUUAACUUCAGCCUAUUUCGGACCAAAUAUUUUGUUCGAAUUUAUUUUGUGUAGUUUUUUUAAAGCCUUUAAAAUCUCUUAAUAGUUUUUAUAGUAAAUAUCUAUUUAAAUCUGAAUAUAAAUAUAAUUAAAUAAAAAAAUAGGACAAAAGUAGAAGAGGCAAAGUAAAAAGGAAGAACAAAAUGAGGGAAAGAAUUGGAGAAAUUAUUGUCCCAAUGAAUACACUGAAGUGGAUUGAUAAAUCUUAUCACGUACCCUUGUGACUAAAACAUUUUGUAACAAUGCAUUUUCAACUUAUCUGCCGAUAAAAGAUUGCUUCAUCUUUGCAAUUCUCUAUUAAAUCUCGAAAGAUAUGAAAUUGUAAGAUAUGUUUAAAAUUUAAUAAGGACGUGAAUGAAUCCUAUCCUACAUAUUUCUAAGCUUCAUAGUCCAAUCUAGUUGUAUUUAUAUAAUAUAAAUUACUUAAACUUAUCUAUGUUUGUAGAAAUUAUAAUUGGUAAAAAUGCGAUUUAAAUUUGAUUACUUCUAGAUAUUUUUCAACCGAUCGCAUUGACAUCGUGUGUUUGUGUGUGUGUGAUAUCGUUUUAAACUAUCAAUAGUAAUGAAUAAUUGUAUAUUUAAAAUGCAAAUUAUUAUUAAAUUAACUAUCAAUUCAAUUAAGAAAUCUAGGAUCUUCUGGUUGUACUCUAUAUUUAUUAAAAAUCUGUGUAAUUUUUACAAAUGAUAAUUUCUGUAUAAAAAAUAAUAUAUUUCCUAGCUAUGUGUCGUACGUGUUAGCUCUUCAUGUUUAUAAUUACAUUAGUUAUGUAACUAACUAGUCGUAAUGUAUUUAUAUAAGUUAAUUUCUUUUAAACGGUUCCUUCCUUAAAAAAACGAAUAUAAAAAUAUUAUUUUAUUAGAGAAUUCAAAUCUGAACUUUUGCUAGUAGCUUUACCCUAAUAAAACAAUGUCAUACUUCUAGAAACAUAAUUAUAAAAGCUAUACGGAUAAUUUUCUGAAACUUUUUAUUAAUUGUAAGCUGUAUUUAAUUUUAUCAAGCUUUAAAUUAAAUAAAAUCAUUAUUUUAUCUACGUAAAAAGCUUGACGACUUAAAUUCCUCCUUUAUAUUUUAAUUAUUUUAUCAGUCAUUUUGCGGAUCACCAUAAUUUAUAUACUGAAAGAAUAUUGUUAUUGAUGAUAAUAUGAGAGACAGAAGGGAAUGGAAGGGAAAGCUUUUAAAGCCGAAACAAACUUAUUAUUUUUUGCUUUUCUUCUAUCCGCAAUGAAUUUAUAAUAACAUAUAAGACAGAUAAAAUUUCUGAAUCGCUAAUAAUCUAAAAAGCUGACACCAUUCGCCACUGGUUCGUAUUGUUCUCGCAUAUCAGCUGAUGUAAUUUGAUGUACAUUGCGUUCUUGUAACAAAAACAAUUGACGUAUCUUAAUUUUUCGAUUCUACGCUAUUUUUAUUGUUAUUUUUCAAAAUUUUUACCUAAAGCAGAAGACAUGUUCUUUAAUAGUAAUCAAUUAACAGUGGCGUGGUAUUUACAAAAAAAAGUCCUAAGUAACAGUAGCAUACUAAUUAUUAUUUUAGACUAGUGCUAAAUAAUGAUUUAGAAUGUUAUUCUUGUAAUUAAUUGUAUCUUGCCGAUCAUAAACUAUAAAAAUUUAUAUUUUAAAUUUAAAUUAAAUAAUUAUUUUAAAUAUAUAUUUCUUUUUUUAAAUGUGUCUUCGAUAAAAUAAUCUUGUUUUAGGCCUUUAUCUUGUAGACUCAUUCAUUUUCUAGCGAACACUACUUCUGAAGUACGAAAAAUAGAAUGUUUUAACAUUAAAUGUGAAUCUAUUUAGUUGUGUAAAGUAAUUUAUAAGCCGCACGCCGACCGAAUGUUGAAAUUAUGUUAUUUUGAUAAUUAUUAUUAUUAUUAUUGUCAUUGUUAAUAUAAAGUGUUUGUUAAAUACUUAAA